AUGUCGACCUUUAAGCUUCGAUGCGCCAACAGCCGCAUUCAGGAGUGCCCGAACGAAGGAACAUACGCGUGCGCGAGCUGCAAGCUCGUCAAGUACUGCAGCCGCAAAUGUCAACUUGGCCACUGGCCUGCACACAAGGCUGAGUGCAAAGACGCCGUGGGUCAAAUCUCUUGGGAGCCAGCAUGGGUGGCGGACCAGAGAGAACCCCAUUUUUUCACCAGCGAAGAUCAGCCUUGGGGGCUGCGGAAGCGUCUGUGGUCCCGUUUUCCGGCUUUUGACAUCCUGAAGCUAGCUGAAAACGAAGGGGUAACCCACAGCCAGGAUCUUCAGCUUCUGUUUUCAGCCUGCGGUGAUCUUGGAAAUGUCGUCCAAACCCUGGCAAGUCUGCCAGACUCCUGGAAUCAGGAGAUUGAAUUGACCAUAAACGACGCGGAUGUGGACUGCAUCGGACGCAGCGUGGUGAUGCUCCUCGUCGCCAUGUGCAUUGAUAACGUGAAUGACGCUGUUGACAGCAUGAUUCACAUUUGGUACUCGGCCUUCAUCCGGAAAUCCGACGCCGACAUGCUCCAAUCGCGGAUCAAGCCCAUGAUCCGCCGCGUCUGCAACACCAUCAAAGACCAAGACCCGAACAAGCUCUACGCCAAGACAUGGAAGCGAGAUACUUUCUCGGUCAAAGUCAUCCUGAAGCAGAAGUCCUGGAUGGAUCUGCUAGGUAUUUUUGAUCGACUGGGUCAGAUCAAGCAUGACGCGGCCUCCAACAGCCGUCUCAAAGUGACAAUGGCUCCACAUCGGCAAGAUUUCCGUGACGAGCUCAUGAUGAAGAUGCCGAUAGCACAGCGACUUGCUCAUCAAAAGUAUCUCUUGGAUGGUUUGGUGCUUCCUUUUGGACAUCCUCGGGAAGAAUUUUCGGAGGCCAACCCAUUUCUGUACCGUCCCCCAUGUGUGUGGCAGCUGAACGAUGCGCUCAAUCCGAUUUUUGGAUGGCCACUGGAGGACGUUCUCGAGACUCCCGGUGCUGCUUCUGAAAAUGAUGUGUACGGAAAAUUACUCAACUACCUUCGUGGCCGUCUUCGAUCUUGCAUCUCUCGAAUGUCUAUUUCGCCCACUGCUUUUGUCCUGUACCAGAUGAACCCUUUCCGGCUCUUGGAAGUUUUGGAUCUAGGGUACUUUGAUCGAAUCGACGCAACUGGCAUCACAGACAGAGAUCCAGAUAACCCCCUCUCCGCCCUCUCCACGUACAUCCCACUAUUAAAAGACACCAAACGAAACCCCUGUGCCACAUUGAUUCUUUUCUUCGAAACAGCCGUCAAAUCAUGCAUAUCAGACGGCUUCAUCACGGAAGAGGUUGAACAGAACCCGAGAGUGAUAGAAAUUCUCGGUAGACUUCUCCCACCGAGAAUGUCCUCGUUCGUCUGGGAGCCCGCACUCUUGAUUUUCUCUCAAGCAAUCUCUCUACUUAUUUCCUACGAUGAAGUCUUUAUCGAAUAUCUGAAUCAACGAGGUUUCGAAGCUGCCUCCAAAGCUCUCGGUGCAGGAUUGAAAGACUCCAACACUAUCAUUUCUGAAUUUCCAUACCCAGUCGAUCCUCAGCCCGAAAAUCAGGAGCCUUUUAACAAGCUCAUGAUGCGGCUCCGGGAAAGUGUGGAUGGGAAGGAGGUUUACUUGGAGUGGCGGCGCGAGGUUCAGUCGGAGGAUAGGCCCUCCGACUCGCGGGGAGGAGGAUGA
Molecule: messenger RNA, 1725 nt
Organism: Penicillium oxalicum
Lineage: Eukaryota; Fungi; Ascomycota; Eurotiomycetes; Eurotiales; Aspergillaceae
Exons: 6
Coding region: 1-1725 (574 amino acids)
Source: RefSeq, a predicted model, not a curated record